AUGCACGGCUAUGUCACUAUCAAUUUAAAAAAUAAUACUCCAAUCCCUUCAAAAGAAACAAUUAAAAAUAUGAUUGAACAGUGGUGUACUACUAGAAGUAAAAGGGCUCAAAUAAAAUAUUUAGCACUGAGUAAAACAACAAAAGGACCUAAUAGACAUGUUCAUGCCUUCUUUGAAUUGGAAGAUGUAAGUCACGUAAGAAAGAGACCAUUUACACAAUUAAACAAGGAACAGCAUUUUAUGAAAUUUGAAAAGAUUACAGAGAACGAAAACUACGAUGGAAGUUUCAAAACAAUUAUUGAUUACUUAAAGAAACAAGGAGAAAAACAUCCAGAAAGUGGAGCCAUAUUUGAAGAAAUCGGCAAAAUGGAAAACAACAGAGGAAGAUUAGGUGACAUCGAUUUGGGUAGAGCUUUAAAGAUGCCAGACUUAGAAGAGGCACAUGCUUACUUGAAAGGAAUAAGUGUAAAGGGAUUUAUGAAUAUUGGACAAAAAUUUGAUUCUUUGUGGAACCAAGAACACAGUAGAGAUAAUUAUAACAGAAUAAGAAUCAAACUUCAACCUUGGAAAGAAAAUAAUCCAGUAGUCAAAAACAGUAGAAUAUGGUUGAAUUCAGCAUUGAGUGGAAAGAGCAAAAGAAUUAAAACACUAGUAAUAGUUAGUGAUACCAAAAUGGGUAAGACUGAAUUUAUAAAUGAUUUACUUAAAGAUCUUAAAGUAGAUGAAUUCCGAGGUAGAUUUAUGAUGGAUGGUCAUAAUGAAAACUUGAAAUAUGAUAUCCGUCUAUUUGAUGAUGCCAAUUUAAAUGACAUCAUUUGGCCGGAAUUUAAAUCUUUAAUAAGUACCAGAGGAGAACAGAUAACCAUAAAUGUAAAGUACUCUCACGCCAGAGUUACAUCAAUUCCGACUAUUUUAGUACUUAAUCCAGGUAGUUGGAAAGCUUUGCAACAAACAGCCAAGGAGUUUGAAGACUUCGAUUGGUUAGAGAAAAACACAGUAGUGCUCCAGACAAAAGAAAAAUUGUACAUUGAACCACCACCUAAGGAAGAAGCAGUACGGGAUAAAAGUAAAUAUGAUGGAUUAGAUCCAAAACUAGUAGAAAUGCUUUUGGAGAAUGAAGUUGAAGAAGAUGUUAGUUUAGAUGAUAUGGGAGAUAACACAAUAGAUGAUUUAAAUGAUAUAAUAGAAGAAUUGGAAGAAGAAAGCAUGCCUCCUCCUGUAACACUUGAAGAGCCAAUGUCAGUAGAAGAAAACAGAGAGAAAAACAAGUCUUUAAUAUUAUCUCUAUUAAAAGAGAAUGAUACACCAUUAGUACCACCUAAAGAACCAGACGUUGAAUUAACUCAACAAGCUAGAGAACUAGCAAAUAGGUGGUUAGGUGGAAAUUUUAAUUAA
Molecule: messenger RNA, 1395 nt
Organism: Entamoeba histolytica HM-1:IMSS
Lineage: Eukaryota; Evosea; Mastigamoebida; Endamoebidae
Exons: 1
Coding region: 1-1395 (464 amino acids)
Source: RefSeq, a predicted model, not a curated record